This is a messenger RNA of Camelina sativa (false flax), 1158 nucleotides long. RefSeq lists its product as uncharacterized. Gene Ontology annotation, biological process: spliceosomal complex assembly; mRNA splicing, via spliceosome. Gene Ontology annotation, cellular component: precatalytic spliceosome; U2-type catalytic step 2 spliceosome; nucleus. The record is from RefSeq and is a predicted model, not a curated record. Gene Ontology annotation, molecular function: protein binding. Lineage: Eukaryota; Viridiplantae; Streptophyta; Magnoliopsida; Brassicales; Brassicaceae.
AUGGAUACGGAAGUGAAGCUUCCAAACAAAACUCCGGCAACGGUGCAAAUCACAGCCGAACAGAUUAUAAGCGAGGCUCGAGAAAGGCAAGAAGCUGAUGAGAUCCGGCCGCCCAAGCAGAAGAUUGGUGAUUCUAUGGUUUCCGAGUACAGACUCCGACGUCGGAAGCAGUUCCAGGACUGGAUCGGCGGCGGAACAUGUACCAUACAUGUUUGGAUCAAGUAUGCGGAGUGGGAAGAUUCACAGAAUGAUUACGCACAUGCUCAGAGCGUGUGGGAACGAGCCUUGGGAAGCUUUGACCGGAAUUAUAUGAUUUGGUUCAAGUACGCCGAGUUUGAGAUGAAGAACAAGUCGUUCAAACACGCGAGAAACGUUUGGGACCGUGCCGUUGAGAACCUCCCUCUCGUGGACCUGCUUUGGUACAAAUAUAUUCACAUGGAAGAGAUGCUUGGAAAUAUCGCCGAGGCUAGACAGGUAUACGAGCGGUGGAUGGUUUGGUCACCCGAUCAACAAGCUUGGCUCUCGUUUAUUAAAUUCGAACUUAAGUAUAACGAAAUCGAACUUGCACGAUCAAUCUGCAAAAGAUUUGUUCUUUGCCAUCCGAAAGUUCCCGCUUACAUCCUAUACGCUAAGUUCGAGAUAGAAGAAGGUGAAACUGCACGUGCAAGGAAUGUGUACGAACGCGCCACCAAGAAGUUUGCAGACGAUGAAACUCUUGUGGCUUAUGCUGAAUUCGAAGAAGGUUGCAAGGAAGUAGAACGAGCUAGGUCUAUCUACAAGUCUCCUCUGGAUCGUAUUCCUAUAGGAAGAACUGAGGAUUUGUACAGGAAAUAUGUUUCGUUUGAGAAACAAUAUGGGGAUAAGGAAGUGAUUGAGGACGUCAUCGUUGGCAAAAGAAGGUUUCAAUAUGAAGUUGAAGUAAGAAAGAACCCUCUGAACUACGAUUCAUGGUUCGAUUACCUUAGGCUAGAAGAGAGUGUAGGGAACAAAGAUAGGAUCAGAGAAAUCUACGAUAGAGCUAUUGCUAAUGUUCCACCGGCAGAGGAGACUGAAACUGAAGAUGUGGAGCGUACGCGAGUUAUAUACAGAGAAUGCCUCAAGCUUAUCCCGCACCAAAGUUUCUUUUGCUAAAAUAUGGUUGCUCGCUGCACAGUUUGA